Marasmius oreades (fairy-ring Marasmius) is the source of this 2453-nucleotide messenger RNA. RefSeq lists its product as uncharacterized. The record is from RefSeq and is a predicted model, not a curated record. Lineage: Eukaryota; Fungi; Basidiomycota; Agaricomycetes; Agaricales; Marasmiaceae. Gene Ontology annotation, molecular function: alpha-amylase activity. The transcript is spliced from 14 exons. Gene Ontology annotation, biological process: oligosaccharide catabolic process. The coding region runs from base 455 to 2299 and encodes 614 amino acids.
GCCAUCUCCCUUCAAACUUCAAGGUCGCGUCUUCCUCAUCACAGAAGCUUCCAGGUUGCGCUCGUUUCUCGGAGAUACCCCUUUAGCGCGACGCUGCGCAUUGUUGGAACGUUUUUCUCAUUUUGACAAACAUAAAGCCACGACUAGCCUUCGCAGCGUCAUUAAAAAACCAGAGAUUGGUCGAAGAUAACACAGAUUGCGGCGUCGCCAACGCCAGGUGACUUUAUCGAUGAACGAUUCCAGGGCAAUAUACUAUACAUGGGGGAAUCUCUAGGAAUAGGUGUCGAAGAAGUCCAAAUGCACACAUUCAAGGAACGACUGGUACAGGCGUCACAGGAGAUCGCAAACUUAUCCAACCCCGGCCCCCUUCCCUGUAUAAAAUCAUCUGAACUGUAAAUUCGGUGUCAAAGGUUCGGUCAUCUCCAACCUCUCUUUUGCAUCGCGUCGAAAAACAAUGCCCCCAAAUCUCGUCGUGCCGAACCAUACCGAAGACAGGAAGUGGUGGAAAGAAUCCGUCAUCUAUCAAAUUUAUCCCACAUCGUUCUACGACACGAACGGUGAUGGUAUAGGCGAUCUCAAAGGUAUUCAGUCCAAACUGGAUCAUAUCAAGGACCUUGGCGCUACCGUCAUUUGGUUGUCGCCGAUAUACAAGUCACCACUUGUUGACAUGGGUUACGAUAUAGCGGAUUAUCGCGAUAUUGAUCCACGUUACGGGACUUUAGAGGAUUGGGAUCGAUUGUUGAAGGCGACGCAUGAUAGAGGAAUGAAGCUGAUGAUGGACCUUGUCGUCAAUCAUACAUCUGACGAGCACGAGUGGUUCGUCGACUCUCGUUCUAGUAAGAACAGCCCUAAAAGAGACUGGUAUAUCUGGCGACCUCCUCGUUAUGACGACAAAGGCAAUAGACAACCUCCAAACAAUUGGCGGUCCAACUUCGAAGGCUCCGCUUGGACAUAUGAUGACAAAACGGGAGAAUAUUAUCUUCAUCUCUGGCAUGCGAAACAGCCAGACCUGAACUGGGAAAUUCCAGAGGUACGGGAUGCCGUUUGGGAUAUCAUGAAGUUCUGGUUAGAGAGAGGAUCCGAUGGAUUUAGGAUGGACGUGAUCAAUUGUUUGUCGAAGACUCCAGGACUUCCAGAUGCCCCCAUCUCUUUCCCGGGCGAAGACUAUCAACCAGCAAGUAUAUACUACGCCAACGGUCCUCGAAUCCACGAAUUCCUUGGGGAGAUGAAUGAAAAAGUUCUUUCGAAAUACGACACGAUCACCGUUGGCGAAACGCCAUUCACCUACGAUACCGACAAGCUGGUCGAAUACGUCCUUCCUCACAACCAUGAGCUCCAAAUGGUUUUCCCUUUCGAGUUAAUGGAAAUCGAUGGCGAGAAACCGGAUCCUAGUCUCAGACCAGGAGAGGUUCAAGCUGACCAGGUGGCGCUUAUUCACAAGGAUUGGAAGCUCUCGGAAUUCAAACGAGUAGUCCAAAGAUGGCAACUGUUGAAGAUGAAAGAAGGGUACUGGAAUGCGUCCUACAUUGAAAAUCAUGACCAAGCGCGUUCAGUGACUCGAUUUGGGAAUGACUCGACAGAUGAGCUUCGGUCAAUCUCUGCGAAGUUGUUAGCGCUGUUCCAUGUGACGCAACGCGGGACGCUGUACAUUUUCCAGGGGCAGGAGUUGGGUCUGAAGAAUGCACCACGGACGUGGGGUAUCGAGGAAUACCUCGACGUGGCCACAAAAAACUUUUGGGAGAAGAUUCUCUCUCGGAGACGACGGGAAUCUGGGAAGGAAGAUGUAAAUAUGGACGACAUUCUCGACGGAAUACAAAUGAAAGCCCGGGAUCAUGCGCGAAUUCCCGUAUCGUGGAAUUCUUCUCCAUAUGGAGGGUUUACCACUGGCAAGCCCUGGAUGCGAGUCAACGACGAUUACCGCACUUGGAAUGCCGCUUCGCAAGUUGGUGAUGAUAGUAGUGUUUAUGCUUUUUGGAAGCGCCUGCUGGAGGUCAGGAGGCAAUACGAUGUUUUGAUCUACGGUGACUUUACGCUGCUCUUCCCAGAGCAUGAACAGCUGUUCGCUUUUACCCGGUCGCUCAAGUCCGGAACGGUGGCGUUUGUGGUUAUGAACUUCUCGAAGGAGCCACUGAAAUUCAAAACCCCAUUACCCAAGAUCCAGGGUGCUAGCGAGCAGGAAUUCGCGUGGGAUGCGUUUGAAUUCGUUAUUGGGAACAGAUCCGAAGCGGAAAUUUCUCUAGCCGAAGGGGAAUUCGUACUGAAGCCAUAUGAAGGGAGACUGUAUAUCUCGGCUAAAUGAGGGGGAAACGGGUGGAAACGGGUGUGGUUGAACGUACACCAUCCCGCCACCACCCUGCCGUUCUCGUUGCUUUCAAUGAGGAAAACUUGUUCAUACAUGCUGAAACCUGUGCUUAGGGUAGCGCCGUUUACCGAUGAAAUUCAAAGUAAUUCGC